AUGCUGAGUGACUCAUCACCUCUGGAAGGUGGAUCAGUAUGGAUGCACUGUGGUCUGGAGAAUGGCACAGAACCCAUACACUAUAUCUGGGAACAGGAAAACCAUAGUGGACAGGUCAGCAUAUUGGCUGAGAGCAACAGCAGUCUGAUUAACAUUACUUUGGUGACCCGUAACCACACCGGCUGGUUCAGGUGCCUGGCCAGUAAUGAUGUCAAUCAGCAGCACAGUGACCAGAUCUGGUUGGAUGUCAUAUAUGGUCCCGACUUGCCUCAGAUACAUGCCACUGGCUACUCUGUCACUGAGAUGGGAUUCUCAGUCCUUGAGAAAGGCAAUAUCUCCCUUAUGUGUGAAGCGUCCUCUAACCCCCCCAGUCAAUAUGUCUGGUACUACAACAACUCCCAGGUCUACACUGGACCACAGCUUACCAUCACCAAGAUCAUCAGAAUGCACUCAGGGAACUAUACCUGUCUGGCCCAGAACACUAAUCUGAACACUCUCUCCAAUAAAACUAUCACACUUACCAUUUACUAUCCACCAGAUGGUUUUCCAUCAUGUACCAUGUUCCCAGCCAAUAACUACUCUGAUCUGGCUCUCUUUUGUUCCUGGGAUGGAGGUUACCCUCCACCUAUCUUGAACUGGAGUCCAUAUGUGAAUGUGAAUGGAGACAACAGGGAGGCUAUUACUUAUAUCACUUGGAUUCAGCCAGGGUCUGACACGGCCAACAAUUCCGUAUUCACCUGCUAUGGCUCACACGUUGCACUAAACAGCACCCAAAGCUGCAGCACUAGGACAUGGCUGCCCUAUGGAGAACCCAGGUGUUCUGCAAAUUCCAGUCAUAAUAAUGAGUACCUGAUGCUUACCUGCUCCUGGGAUGGUGGUUUUCCUCAGGCUCUGCUGUGGUGGGCCUCCAGUUCAGGGGACAUGCAGGGCACAUCCGAAUUAGACACCAGCACCCUGGUCCUGCGCUCCAAUGCUAACUACAGUGGCAAAACAUUUGUUUGUCAUGCCAAACAUCCACUGAGUAAUGAGAGCAAGCAAUGCAGUUUAAAAUUGGGUAAGACAUACUGA
Neoarius graeffei (lesser salmon catfish) is the source of this 1068-nucleotide messenger RNA. RefSeq names its product V-set and immunoglobulin domain-containing protein 10-like 2. Lineage: Eukaryota; Metazoa; Chordata; Actinopteri; Siluriformes; Ariidae. The transcript has 4 exons. The coding region runs from base 1 to 1068 and encodes 355 amino acids. The record is from RefSeq and is a predicted model, not a curated record.